Molecule: messenger RNA, 693 nt
Organism: Akanthomyces muscarius
Lineage: Eukaryota; Fungi; Ascomycota; Sordariomycetes; Hypocreales; Cordycipitaceae
Exons: 2
Coding region: 1-693 (230 amino acids)
Biological process (GO): riboflavin biosynthetic process
Molecular function (GO): riboflavin synthase activity
Source: RefSeq, a predicted model, not a curated record
AUGUUCACCGGCAUCGUUGAAGAUAUUGGCUUGAUUACACGUCUGGAUAGAGAUGCCGCCACUGGAAGCGCCGAGAUGACAAUUACCAUCGCGCCUGGUUCGUCCCUUCUCAAAGACUGCCGCGAUGGUGACUCUAUUGCCGUGAACGGCGUCUGUUUGACCGUCACAUCGUUCAAGGACAACCACUUUGAAGUCGGAGUUGCACCCGAGACCCUACGCAUCACCAACCUGGGCGGGCUGUCCGAGAAUAGCCGUGUGAAUCUGGAGCCUGCUGUCCGCGCCGAUACACGCAUGGGCGGCCAUUUUGUGCAAGGACACGUCGAUACCAUUGCCGAGAUUCUGCUCGCCGAACAAGAUGGCAACGCCAUUACCUUUCGCUUCCAGCCUAAGAACCGCGAUAUGCUGCGCUACAUUGUCUACAAGGGCUUCAUUGCCAUUGACGGUACCAGCUUGACCGUGACGCAGGUCAACGACAAGGAAGGCUGGUUCCAGAUUAUGCUCAUCUCCUACUCGCAAGAAAAAGUUGUGCUUAGCGGGAAGACUGCGGGUGACAGUGUCAACAUUGAGGUCGACAUGAUGGCCAAGUAUGCUGAAAAGUCACUUGCUGGUAUUCUGGGCUCUGGCGACGGCGAAUCCAUCCCGCUGCUGGAGAAAAUUGUCGAGAAAAUUAUUGCCAACAAGCUGAAGCAAUAG